Dendroctonus ponderosae (mountain pine beetle) is the source of this 5705-nucleotide messenger RNA. RefSeq names its product NPC intracellular cholesterol transporter 1 (gene Npc1a). The record is from RefSeq and is a predicted model, not a curated record. The coding region runs from base 210 to 4331 and encodes 1373 amino acids. The transcript is spliced from 17 exons. Gene Ontology annotation, molecular function: lipid carrier activity. NCBI's taxonomy places the organism in Eukaryota, Metazoa, Arthropoda, Insecta, Coleoptera, Curculionidae. Gene Ontology annotation, cellular component: membrane.
UGAUUUUCAGUUUUGGGUUGAGACAUGUCAGAAUUUCUCUGUCACUCCAGACUUAAAAGCGAGUGAUUCAUUAAUUUAUUUGUAGUAUUUGUGUGAAAGUUCAAUCGAUGAUGUUUGUGCGGUCUUAAAAGACAUUUUAGCAAAUAGUUCGGUUAAAACGCGACAAAUCUGUGAUUAAAAUACAUUAGUUCUUAAGUGGGCAAAGCAAAAUGAGGACUUUGUCGUCAAAGCUGUACUUCUAUGGAUUGCUGGUGUUUAUUUGUACGAAUGAGGUUUAUGCCGCUCAAAACAAUACGUCCAUCAGUCGUACAGAUGUACCAGGAUCGCGAGGCCAUUGCGUUUGGUAUGGUGAGUGCCAUCAUCAGGGCACACUUGCGCAAAAUUGCCCCUACGAUGGACCUGCGAAGCCCUUGAACACUUCGGGGGCUGAAAUUUUGAAAAAGUACUGUCCAACUAUGGAUCCCAGCAGCGUGUGCUGCGAUGAUGCCCAACUACGAACCAUGGAUAGUAGCAUUGCAUUGGCUGCCAAUUUCUUAAAAAGAUGUCCAAGUUGCAUGUCGAAUCUCGUGCAAAGCAUCUGCCAACUGACCUGUUCGCCUCACCAAUCAACAUUCAUGGACAUCAAAAAGAACAAUACUGAUACUGAGACUAAUGUCACAUAUAUAACGGAAGUGGACUAUUACAUUACCCAGCAAUAUAUGGAUAAAACGUACAACUCCUGCCAGCAGGUUUCAGUACCAGCCACCGGGCAGCUGGCCAUGGAUUUUAUGUGUGGCGAUUGGGGUGCGCUCAGAUGCACCGCAAAUCGAUGGUUCACCUACAUGGGAACCGCUGGAAACAACAGUGUUUAUGUACCGUUCCAGAUCAAUUACAUCAACUCAACUACAGCAAAAGUGGGCAACUUUACACCGAUGGAUAUAGAAAUUACUCCCUGUAAUAAACCGUUAAAUAGUGAUACACCAGCAUGUAGUUGUGUGGACUGUGAAGAUAGUUGUCCAGUGCCUCCCCCAGAUCCGCCCAAACCCCAACCCUUCCAUAUAGCAGGUUUCGAGGGCAUGAGUUUUCUCAUGUUGGUGGUUUUCGUUAUCGGAUCCAUCGUUUUUCUGCUCACCGUUUUUAUGUGUUCGGCAGGCAGAACUUUUGAUGUCAGACUGAUAAAUGAACCCGAAUGUGUCCCUGACGUUUUGUCGGAUGUUGAAUUGGAUAAUGACGCCGACGUUAGUCAAGUUGGUCUGGUUGGUCAAGGGUCCGAAGAGAUGCGCGCUGCGGUCGGUCGACGUCUCGCCUCUGCCGAGUUUCACUCGUCCCAAGUGGCACUGGGAGACGCGAGCGCAGGCGAGAACAGUCCCCUACAGAGCAGUCACAGAUCUAGUAUCACUUCUGAGCUUGAACAUGAAAUGGACAUGCACUCAGUUAGCAAAGUACCCGGAGAGUAUGACACCCCCUCGUCAUUUAUUGAAAGAUUAGGGGCAAAUACCGACUCUUGCCUGCAGAAAUUCUUCGAGAAAUGGGGCACUUUUUGCGCGGAAAGGCCAUGGUUGGUUCUCUUUUUUGGUACCUGUGUGAUUGUCGCCUUGGGUCAUGGCAUCAAAUAUUUAAAGGUCACUACUGAUCCCGUAGAACUGUGGGCCAGUCCAUCGUCUCGCAGUCGUGUAGAAAAAGAAUAUUUCGACUCCCACUUUGACCCGUUCUACCGAAAUGAACAGGUCAUCAUCCGAGCGAAAAAUCUGAAGUCUAUUAUUCAUCCAACUUCACUAGGCAAUGUCACGUUCGGGCCCGCAUUCAACGACACCUUCCUGUUGGAGGUGCUGGACCUUCAAGAGAGAAUUAAGGCCAUUGGAGGGGGUACUGACUAUGCGUACGAAAAUAUUUGCUUUGCACCUUUGAGAACUGAUGAGGAUGAAGCGUCGCUGGAUCAGUGCGCGGUUCAAAGCGUUUGGGGAUAUUUCCAGGAUAGUAUCGAAACUUUUGAAGAAACCGGAACGGAUCCAGAUCACUUUCAAAUCAAUUAUUUAGACGCUUUGUUGAAAUGCAUGUCCAAUCCUUACAAUACAGAUUGUUUUGCCUUAUAUGGAGGACCGGUUGAUCCUGCAAUUGCAUUUGGAGGUUUUCUAAAAUCGGGGGAAAACUUGCCGAAAAGCCCCAAAUAUGAAGAUGCCACAGCAGUUAUUUUGACUUUCUUGGUCAACAACUAUCAUAACAAAUCGAAAAUUGUUGCCGCCAUGGAAUGGGAAAAGCACUUUGUAGCUUUCAUGAAAAAUUACACUGAGAGCAAUGUUUCGCAGUACAUGGAUAUCGCGUUCACUAGUGAGAGAUCGAUUGAGGAUGAAUUAGAUCGGGAGUCUCAAGGAGAUGUAAUUACCAUAUUGAUUUCCUACUUGAUUAUGUUCGCGUACAUCGCCGUUUCCCUCGGCCAAGUUAACAGCUGCUCCCGACUGCUUAUUGACAGUAAAAUUACGCUUGGUUUGGGAGGAGUCAUCAUCGUUUUGGCCUCUGUGGUGUCUUCUGUAGGAUUAUUUGGAUUUGUCGGCACUCCAGCUACUCUGAUCAUCAUUGAAGUGAUUCCCUUUUUGGUGCUCGCAGUCGGAGUGGAUAAUAUCUUUAUCUUAGUGCAAACCCAUCAGCGCGAUGUUAAGAAGCCGGGAGAAACCCACGCUCAGCACAUCGGCCGUACUUUAGGCCAAGUUGGCCCAAGCAUGCUGUUGACAAGUGUUUCUGAAAGCUCCUGCUUCUUUUUGGGCAGUUUAUCAGACAUGCCAGCCGUACGAGCUUUCGCCCUCUAUGCUGGAAUGGCUCUACUUUUCGAUUUCAUUUUCCAAAUUACCUGCUUUGUUAGUUUGCUGUCUUUGGACACUAUUCGACAGAACUCCAACAGAUUUGAUAUAUUCUGCUGCUUGCGAGGGUCCAAAAAGAACGAGCCAGACAAUCUGACCAGUCAAGAAGGUUUAUUAUUUACGUUUUUUAAGUCAGUCUACGUGGGCUUCAUUAUGAAAAAGCCAAUGAGAGUGCUCAUAAUGAUCGUUUUCUUCGGCUGGUUAUGUUCCUCGAUCGCCGUGGUGCCGCACAUAGAAAUCGGUUUAGACCAAGAACUGUCCAUGCCUGAAGAUUCUUUUGUGUUGAAGUACUUCAAGUUCCUGAAAGACUACCUAAGCAUCGGACCGCCAAUGUAUUUCGUAGUGAAGAAUGGACUAAACUACUCGGAGUUUAAGGACCAGAAUUUAGUGUGCGGCGGACAGUAUUGCAAUGUGGACUCACUGAUCACCCAAGUGUACAUGGCGAGCAAAGAUCCGGAAAACACAUAUAUUGCCAAGCCAAGCAGCAGCUGGUUGGACGAUUACAUUGACUGGACGGCCAUUGAGAGCUGUUGCAAAAAACGUGUAGCUGAUGGCGGAUUUUGUCCACAUGAAAGUUACGACCCACAAUGUCAAGCGUGUGGUAUCGCCCUAAACAACAGGACACACCGGCCAAAGCCUGAAGAGUUUGAGCGAUACAUCUCGUUCUUCCUUCAGGACAAUCCGGACGCAACGUGCGCAAAGGCAGGUCACGCCGCUUACAGUCAUGCUGUUAACUAUGCGUCCAAUAGGAAAACGAAUCUGUCUAACGUGGGCGCCAGCUACUUUAUGUCGUACCACAGUAUACUGAAAACGUCAGCAGACUACUACGAAAGCAUGCGCAAAGCUAGGACUAUAUCAGCCAAUCUUACCAAAUCGGUUGGCGUUGAGGUGUUCCCAUACUCAGUGUUUUACGUGUUCUACGAACAGUAUCUCACCAUGUGGCCCGAUACGUUACAAAGCCUUGGAAUCUCUCUCCUUGCCAUAUUCCUCGCCACCUUCUUCCUGAUGGGAUUAGAUAUAUUCUCCAGUAUCGUGGUACUGAUCACAAUCACGAUGAUUCUGGUGAAUCUCGGCGGCUUGAUGUACUGGUGGCACAUCACUCUGAACGCAGUGUCGUUAGUCAAUCUGGUAAUGGCUGUGGGAAUUAGCGUGGAAUUCUGCUCCCACUUGGUACACAGUUUCUCCAUGUCAGUGAAAACGACCAGAGUGGAUAGAGCGGCCGACGCUUUGGCGAAAAUGGGCAGCUCCAUCUUUUCCGGUAUUACGCUGACAAAGUUCGGAGGAAUUAUUGUGCUGUACUUCGCCAAAUCGCAGAUUUUCCAAGUGUUCUAUUUCCGAAUGUACCUAGGAAUUGUCCUGUUUGGAGCCGCUCAUGGGCUGAUAUUUUUGCCCGUUUUACUCAGUUUUAUUGGAAGCCCCAUGAAUAAAGAGAAAUUGGCCAAGCACAGGAAUUUAAACGGGCAGCAUUUCCAGGAAACACAUUUCGGCAGAGCCUGAUGACGCAAAAGAAGAAAAUCGCGACCGUUGCGACGCGUAUGCAGUUCGCCAGCGGUUCUGUGGAAAGAUCAGGCGAACCAUCUGUCACAUCACCUCUCUUGCAACCGUCUUCAAGCAGGCAAGGUUACCACUCUAUGAUUCAAGAAGAUGACUGAUAUCUGAUAAUCAGGUAUACUAAACUGUUAGGAUCGUAUUAGUACAAAACGACAAAGUAGCCACUGUUUGCCUUAUUAGUUUAAUGUGGUGAUUUUUUUACUUAAAAACACACUUUCUCGGUUUCUACUAUUGGGAUCUGUAAAUAAAAGUAUUAUAUUCUUUAUAGUGUGAUAUGUUGUCGGUUUAUUUAUUAGAAUUGCUUCGCGGAAGAGCUAAAAUACCAACAUCUAAAUACAUAUCUGUAGUAAAAAAAUCUGUAGCUGCAGUGAAAAUAAUAAUUCAGAUGAAUAAACUGGCAAUUUUAAUUUAAUUUAGAUUGGUAAAGUACUUUUAUUCGAACCUCGAAGGCAGUCGUAGCCCUAAUUACCUAAUCAUCAUUUUAAUUUGGCUGGAUUUCAAAACGCUGGUGACUAAACCAAAUAUACACAAAUGUAAAUAUUUACCGAUAUUUUUUAGUGUAAAUGUCGCAUUAUUUUUUCUUGAUAUGGUUUUUCCAAAUGGUUCUCCUUUUCAUUCUCCACAGAAUCAGCUUAAAUGUGUGGACUUCCAACUUUUCCACGUACAAACUGUAACUCGUAUAGUUGCAUUACUAUACACGUUUUAAUUUCUUUUAACCGCUUUGUUUGUUGUGGUUAAGCCAAAAGGGUAUUUUUCAAUUGUAGAUAAAAAUUAGAUAAAUGUUUUUUUUUUAAUUUUUAAGGAAACUUAACGAUAUAUCUUUAUAAUGUUGCAAAUAAUAAUUUUAUUAGAAACUUAUUGGAAUUUGUUGAGCGUUGCUUCUAUGUUCAGUAAGAUGCUUUGAUGCGAUGACCAACUUAACUGAGCAUGGAAAUAGUUUACGAAGCAUAUAUUUGGUUGAAUUUGAACUAUUUCCCUAAAUUAAGACUGGUAUUAACUGAAGGUAUAGAUGUAAUGAAUCUUAAACAAUACGGGAGAAUUUUAAUCGUCAGUUUUCCAUUGGGAGUUCAUUAGUUGCUCGUAAUUUUAUUUAAAAAUAGCUUACACGUGUAAGUAGUUGCGUCCAAUAAUCGUAUUUGCGUUUAAACAAAUUGAACAAUAGAACAACAUACAUUAUUUUUUGUUACCGCGUUACAUUCCAUAAAAAAUUGAAACAGUGCUAUAUAUUUUUCUAUAAAGUAAGUUUGUGUAUUUCUAUUAUUUUUAGGACAAAAAGUGUACAGGUCUUUUAUGUAGAAAUAUACAUUGUGUAUUUUGUAA